ACCAACGUUUGGAAGAAAAGUUAAUUGAAAAUGUGUCCAAAUUACCGAAAUUAUUUAGAUCAAUCAGACCUUAUAGCAAAGGUGGUAAACCGCCACACGUGGAAGUGGGCAUGCAAAUAUAUUCCAUUACAAAUAUUGAUUCAGCGAUGCAGAUGUUCGAGGUCGAUAUGAUAAUAAGACAGAAAUGGGAAGAUCAUCGAUUAAACUUCACUGAACAAUCAAAUACUAACUACACGAUGACCAUAAAAUAUGAAGACAUUAUUGGCAACAUAUGGAUUCCUGAUCUUUUUGUAUCUAAUGCGAAAACGACAAAACACCAAAGUAGAGUUGACAACAAAGAUCUUGCACAGGUUUUGCGAAUAUCGCCUGGUGGGAAAAUUGAGUACACGAACAGGUUAGCUUUGGAAGUCUUUUGUGAUAUGAACUUACACAAAUUUCCUGCAGACAAACAGAAAUGCAAGAUUGUGGUGGAAAGUUAUGGUGAUCCAGAAGAUGCAAUGAGUUUAGCUUGGAUAAAAGAAGAAUGCCCUGUGCUAUUUGAGGGCAAAUACGGAAGUCCCCAAUUCGAUAUGAUUGGGCAUUGUCCACAAGUGUCAACCAGUGAUAUAUACUACACUGGAAAAAAAUUCACUGCACUGGAAACAUAUAUAGUAUUUUGCCGCCGAGUGACGUCAUAUAUAUUCACAGUAUAUAUUCCAGCUGCGAUGAUCGUGUUUUUAUCUACCGUUUCAUUCUGGGUUCGACCAGGCUCUGUUCCAGCCAGGGUUGCUUUGGGUAUAACAACAGUUUUAUCCGAAGCUACAGUAAUGAGUGGAUCUCUAAAUGCAUAUCCCACAGUCUCGUAUUUAAAAGCGUUGGAUCUGUACACAAUGGUGUGUUUUUGUUUUACAUUUUGUGUGCUCAUUGAGUAUGCCAUAGUGCAUAUAAUGGUUAACAAGAAGAUGUACCACCAUCAUCAAGAUCGUGGUUUGCCAGAGGAUGACGAUGAAGAUGAAGACGAAUACACAGGGGCGACUAUAAAUGUCCAAAAAACUGUCGACAGUUAUCCGGCAUCUUGGACACCGACAUCAAACUUGAAAUUUGAGUCAAGUUAUGCUAAUAAGAAUGGUUUUCCUCUAAAAAAGGUUCCAUCACGAUCAUUUCAAGCGAUCUUCGAUCCAAAUCUUCCACCCGACAAGCGACAAAACUACCGACGCAAACCAAAAACCACUGAAGAAGAAAAACGAAUCAAAGAAAGACAACUACUUAUGGAUUUUGUGAGUCCGUUGGAUACUGUGUCUCGUGUGCUUUUCCCUCUGGCGUUUGUCAUUUUUAAUAUAUUCUACUUUCUUUGGAUCAUGGACACAAUUUAAAACUACAAUACAUUUCCAAACCCUUGGCAGUAAAUCUGAAAAAAACAAUUAAGGUAUUGGAUGUUCGGAACAGAAAGGUUCAACGACCGAAGAUGGCAUGCAUCGUAUUAUUAUACACCUGAAUAUGUUUUUGAAUAUAUAUUAAACAUCGACUUAGAGUUUUUCCUGUGAUUUUAGAUGCAGGGUCAUAAAUAUCGCAAAGAGAACGAGUACUGUCAUUUUUACAAGUAUUUAUUAAAGACUAAAACGUUACGAUAGAUUUAGACUAUAUACCGGAUUGCUUCUGUACUGGGUCAAAAUUUGUAGCUAUUAAAAGGCAGUAAAAAAAUUGACUGUCAGAGAUCGAAAUAAAUACACCAAAUCUAUCAAACUAAUAAGCAUUUUUUUCUAACCGUUGCUCUUCAAAGGAAAACGAAGAUAUCGU
Messenger RNA from Dendronephthya gigantea, 1776 nucleotides. Its product is annotated as glycine receptor subunit alpha-2-like. Gene Ontology annotation, molecular function: transmembrane signaling receptor activity; neurotransmitter receptor activity; extracellular ligand-gated monoatomic ion channel activity. The record is from RefSeq and is a predicted model, not a curated record. The coding region runs from base 111 to 1352 and encodes 413 amino acids. The transcript has 7 exons. Gene Ontology annotation, cellular component: synapse; membrane; neuron projection. Gene Ontology annotation, biological process: nervous system process; signal transduction; monoatomic ion transmembrane transport. Lineage: Eukaryota; Metazoa; Cnidaria; Anthozoa; Malacalcyonacea; Nephtheidae.